Messenger RNA from Aspergillus affinis, 2145 nucleotides. RefSeq lists its product as uncharacterized. Gene Ontology annotation, molecular function: DNA-binding transcription factor activity, RNA polymerase II-specific; DNA binding; zinc ion binding. The record is from RefSeq and is a predicted model, not a curated record. NCBI's taxonomy places the organism in Eukaryota, Fungi, Ascomycota, Eurotiomycetes, Eurotiales, Aspergillaceae. Bases 1 to 2145 code for a protein of 714 amino acids. The transcript is spliced from 2 exons. Gene Ontology annotation, biological process: regulation of DNA-templated transcription; DNA-templated transcription.
AUGGUGCGUGCUCUUGGUCCGCGGAAGAUCCAGAACGGCAGCUCCCGCCAGCGACCGGUGUCCUGUCAAUUCUGCCGCGCCCGAAAGCUGAAAUGUAAUCGCCAACUGCCCUGUGGGAAUUGCACCAGUCGCGGAAUCUUCUGUCAAUUGUACUCGCAACCUCCGACCGAUGAGUCGGUUACGGAUCAGGAUGUUCUGGAGCGUCUACGGAGGCUGGAGGAGCUUGUUCUUCGGAGUCACGGACAAAUACCAACACCAACACCCCCCGUCAUAGAUGUGGUUACUCAGGCUCCAUAUUCGGUACCUCAGUUCCACCAGGCUAGUACCGAGGUGAAACGCCUCGAACAAGAGUGUAUGAGCCAGGACCGAUCAGUAAGUGGUUGGUUGUAUUACGGUGAAGAAUGGACAGUUGAUCUAGAAGCGCAGGAAAUGAUCCAACCCGACGGUGUGACUUUCAGGAUAUAUCCCAUCGAGCAUAGAGGGAGUAUGUCAGGCGACUUGAGCCGUGACACCUCAUGGUCCAAUGCAAUGGGAAGCUCCCAAGGAUUCUUUUGCCUGCCGCGUAGCGAUGAGGCAAGACGACUGCUCGACAAGAACAUCCGCGACGUCACCUAUAUCCAUCAUGUCAUCCACGUCCCUAGCGUGCGCGCUCUAGUGGACGGUAUCUAUGAAGACGUCGACAAUCGGAAACAACCCAAACCCCACCACGUGGUGCUGCUAUACGGUAUAAUUGCCAGCUCGAUCUACUUGUGGACCGAGCAAGACAUGGACCUCCCAUUCUGUCGGAAUGGCAAACAAGCGACCGAGAAAUCCGCGCUGUGGGUGAAGUCCGCCUUAGACCUGUUGGACUAUUUGCGUCGCGCAUCCUCGCAAUCGAUGGAAGAGAUCCAGGGCAUUAUCAUUGCCUCCUUCGUGGUCUGUCAUCUGGAAGGCCCAUCUGCUCGAUACCGUGAUCUCAUCACGUCGGCUAUCACGAUGGCGCGCGAGCUGGGGCUUCACAGAAUCGAUAUCCCGAAUGACGCUGAUGCAACCGACGAAUGCUCCAGGGACCCCCUGGAGGCUGAAGUCGGCCGGAGGGUGUGGUGGUACCUUGUGUCUACGGACUGGAUGUUCUCACAAUACACUGGCCCUUUUAAGGGGACAUAUACUAUCAACCCCCGACACAUGGCCGUCAAUAAACCUCGUAACGUCGACGACGAGGAUCUACUUCCCGGCCUCGCUUCGACAACCAUCACCCCGCGACCCAUGAACCAUUCCACAAACAUCUCCUACAACCUCCAACGCAUCCAACUCGCUGAGAUAUGCCGCGAACUAACCGACAGCACCCCGUUAACAUCCUCCGGCACCGUCGAAUACAGCCAAGUCCUCAAAUUCGACCGCAGCAUCAUCGGCUUCAUCGCCCAAUGGCCACCCUUCUUCCGCCUUGACGAAGACAUCACCCCCAGCAGAUCCAGGGGCAGAGCCAGGACCAGGACCAAAGACACCAAAGACCCAGGAAAAGCCACCCAACGCUACAUCCUCAACUCCAUCGUUCCCGCGCAGCGCUGCCGUCUCCAUCUCCCCUAUCUGACCCGCGCCUCGCUGGACCCGAAUUACGCCUACUCGCGCGACGCGUGUCUCGAAUCAGCGCGCCACAUCCUUCGCACCGAGCGCCUUCUCGCGACAGAAGAUUUGCCAUUCGUGCUGAUGCGGAAGCGCCACUCGGGCACUUUGCAGUGCAUCUGCAUGGCGAUUAUUGCGCUCUUGGCGGAUAUUUGCUUCUGUCGGGAUAUGGGCGGGUCGGAGGAACACCGGAGGGCUGAGUUGGCGGAUGCGUGUCAGAUUCUGGAUCGUGCGAAGACUGAGUCGCCGAUGGCGAGGAGGUUGUUGGGGUAUUUCAUGCGGGUCAUGCGUGAGCAUAAUCUGAGGUUGCCGGAUGUGAGUCAGGGUGGUGGUGAGGAGAGGACAGGGACAGGGGUAGGAAGAGACACGGACACGACGAGGGAGAGCGUCGCUAUGGGAUCCAUGGGGAUGAUGGACGAAGAGACGGACACGCUGGACCUACCGGAUCAGCUGGCUCGGUGGCAGGAGUUUUGGCCUGGGAAUGGCAUGGAUACAGAGUUGGACUGGGAUGCGAUUCUGUCCGGGUUGAACCCGUUGAUUUGA